AAUAACUAAGAUACCUUAUUUGUGGUACAUGAGUAUAAAGAUGUUUUAAAAAUUUCUUAACAUGGUGAAACAGAAUGCUGAAUGACAACUCAUAAUUCAGCCUCAGUCUACAUGAGGUGCUCAUCCGAUCAGACACGAAGAUGACUGCAAACAAGAAAUAUGUUGAGUACCUGGACAAGACGUUGGAUGAUUGUGCCAAGCUAGCUCCAGAAGAAAAGCUGUUGAUGUAUAAGGGUGUUUUGUAUCCUGCUGUUUUUUGCAAGCUAGAAACUUUUGAAGCUCUUGAAACCUUUGAAGCCAGGGUGGAUGAUAUAAUCUUGGCAGGGUAUCCAAAAACAGGUACAAACUGGCUUGAAAACAUCCUAAGGGGCUUGGAAACCAUGGCUGGAAAGUAUACAGAAGAGGAAAAGACAAAAAGAAUGGCUAUUAAAGAUGAAUUGGCAUUGCCUCCACGCCUUGAGUUUGGGGAUCCAGACAAAUUCAAGAGGAUGAUGAAAUUACCUUCCAGAAGGAUCAUAGUAACCCAUCUCCCUCCUUAUUCACUACCCAAAUCUAUUUUCAAAAGUAAAGCCAAGAUACUGGUGCUGAUUCGGAAUCCAAAAGACACAUUGGUGUCUUAUUUUCAUUUUUGCAACAAAAUGCCUUCCUUUCCUAAUUCAACAUGGGAUGCAUAUUUUACAGAUUUUAUGAAUGGAAAAGUGGGAUGGGGUUCCUACUUUGACCAUGUCACAGAAUGGGACAAGUACAUUGAUGAUGAAAACAUCAUGGCCAUAAGUUAUGAAGAACUAAAGGAGAAUCCACAUUUAGGAUUGGAAAAAAUAGCUAAAUUCCUUGGGUUUCUGCUGAAUGAAGAAGAAAUUCAAAGUGUUGCAGAAAAUUACAGCUUCAAAACUAUGAAACAGAAAUCUACUGAAACUCAUGGAGCAUUUGGAAACAUUCUUUUCCGCAAAGGAUCUGUUGGUGACUGGAAAAGUUUGUUCUCAGAAUCUCAGAACCAAGCAAUGGAUAGAAGAUUUCAAGAGUGUUUAGCCGGAAGUAAACUAGGAGCAAAGAUAAUGUAUGAGAUUUACUGCAAGAUCUGAGGAGGCAACCUACCUUUGAAGGGCUGCCUAUCUCCUGAAUUGUUUUGAGAACCACAAUUAG
Rhineura floridana is the source of this 1143-nucleotide messenger RNA. RefSeq names its product sulfotransferase 6B1-like. The record is from RefSeq and is a predicted model, not a curated record. Gene Ontology annotation, biological process: sulfation. Gene Ontology annotation, molecular function: sulfotransferase activity. Gene Ontology annotation, cellular component: cytoplasm. Lineage: Eukaryota; Metazoa; Chordata; Lepidosauria; Squamata; Rhineuridae. The coding region runs from base 141 to 1082 and encodes 313 amino acids. The transcript has 8 exons.